Molecule: messenger RNA, 2093 nt
Organism: Oncorhynchus keta (chum salmon)
Lineage: Eukaryota; Metazoa; Chordata; Actinopteri; Salmoniformes; Salmonidae
Product: coiled-coil domain-containing protein 106-like
Exons: 7
Coding region: 69-1178 (369 amino acids)
Cellular component (GO): nucleoplasm
Source: RefSeq, a predicted model, not a curated record
UGCUUAUUAACUUGCGGCUCGUUUGAAGAACGGGGUAACAACUAAUACAAACCAUUCGCUGACAUUUCAUGCUAAAACAUCAGUUGUUUUUACCUGUAUUCGUAUUGCAUUCUACAUUGAUUAGCUACAUUUCAAUUUCGGAGCAGAUUUGCAGAACAGCACUCAAUCCACGAAGGAUGACUGAUCGGACAAGCACGAGGAAUGCAACAGGUCUAUAUAAUGUUGUGGAUGAAUAUGAAGUCUCCUUCCCCUUUGAGGAGAACCAGGGCCGGUCUGCCUAUCUGAACCAGAGUGAGCAGAUUUUGGAAGAGUCGGCUUCUGAAAUGCCUCCGCACUACAGCCCGUUCAUGCUGAUCACCAACCUGCGCACCCACCUUUGUGUGUCCCUGGAGAAGAAUUCGUGGCUGCAGAAGCGCAUCGAGGACCUGGAGGAGGAACGCAACUUCCUGCGCUGCCAGCUGGAACGCUUUGUUUCCUCCAUGAGGACGCCGGAGAGCAACCAUGUUUAUCCCGAAUCCCAACACACUAGUCUGAACUACACUACUCUGAAACCUCCACCAGAGAGAGCUCCAAGCCCUCCUCCUUCACCCAUGACCACCAGGUCUGGAAUGCUACGGAAACACGUCCAGAGCCAACCUCACACAUGUAGCAGCAGAGUACCUGUAAAACAGGAGGUGCGUGUGAUCGAAGAAGAUAAGUACUUUGAGGAAGACGGUUAUAUGGAGGAAGAGGAAGUGGAAGAGGAUGACGAUUCAUCGGACGAGAAGAUGUCCAAGAAAAAGGGAUCCAGGAAUGGUGGGGAGCCGAGAAUGAAAAUGAGACGGGUUUUCCGGAUUACUCGGGGCAAGGAAAGACAAAGAGUGAAAGAUCCUGACGGUGUGCUCCACCGGUACCAGAAGAUCCUCCUCACCUACCAGCGCCUGAGGAGCAUGUCCAAGGCCUUCCAGGUCCACCGGGUGGACCGCAACACUAUGGCCUCCACAUCCCCCAUCGCCGAGCUGCUGCUGGUAGCCCCAGAGAAGGUGGCCGAGGUGGGCGAGUUUGAGUCUUCCAAGGAGAAGCUCCUGGACUACGCCCGUCGCUGCUACAAGGCCCUGGACGAGCCCAUGCAUGCCAAAGUGGCAGCCAUGAAGAAGAACCACCUGCUUCUGCCCAUCUCCUACAGGUUCAGAAACUAAUGGAGGGUCCUUUCCUCCUAUAGGUUUAGACAUGGAGGGAAGGUAGACUGAAAAGUUAUUGACCUUCAUGGGGAGUCACACUUUUUUUUUUUUGACCUCUUCUCUUGAAAUAUCUUAUUCAUUGUGUUUGAAACAUUUUCCGAAGGGCUAAUUGCAGGAUUACCGCAUUGGGGGCACCGAGGGUAGUUUUUUGUUGUUGAGCGAGAGAUAUGUUUACACUUUUUUUUGAAGGAAAGAGAUGGAUUUUGUGUAAACGGUUGUAGUCUGUCACUGUAUUAACUAAAAGCCACACACGGGAUAAUUUUGUGAUGUAGCAACACACUGGAUAAUUUUGUGACAUAGCCUAUUACAGCAGUUACACAGAAAAAUAAUGUUGGCUCCAUCCUGCUGUUCAUGUUAAUUGGAUUAAGUUUUUAUAGUCUUUGAUUCAUGGCUCUUUCAUUGUCAGGUGGCACAGCAGAAUAAUGAUCUGCGGUGUGAGUUUCUGCAUGAUUCAUGAAUGGUAGAAGCACUGACAUACUGCAGACACCGUAUUCCUUCCUUUGAGAGCCCUGCUAGUUUUUGGUUAGAUGACUGCCAUUCAGGGAAAUAUGUUCUACAAGUUUGCGGAGUCCAAAUUAAUGGAAAAUGUGAAGAAUUUGAGUAUACAUCAAAUGCUGUUUUGAUGGUAAAGACCGUUAAUGGACAGGCACACCGUUCUGAGCCGUGGGUUUAAAGAAACUCCACCUGUACAUGUUUAUUUGUUUUCAUUGUUGAAUCAUUUGUUAAUACCUGAUCCACAGCUACAAUAUUAUUUUGUUAAUUUAUGUAUUUUACAUUUUAUUUCCACAUUUCGAUAGUAUAUUGAGGUCAGUGAAAGCGGUGUAACCCAUCUGCUGUACAAUAAUAAAAAAAACAUUGUUUGCGCAAAAUGCA